Molecule: messenger RNA, 1182 nt
Organism: Passer montanus (Eurasian tree sparrow)
Lineage: Eukaryota; Metazoa; Chordata; Aves; Passeriformes; Passeridae
Product: alcohol dehydrogenase 1-like
Exons: 7
Biological process (GO): retinoic acid metabolic process; retinol metabolic process
Cellular component (GO): cytosol
Molecular function (GO): all-trans-retinol dehydrogenase (NAD+) activity; zinc ion binding
Source: RefSeq, a predicted model, not a curated record
ACUGAUAAAAGCCUCCCUGGAGGAUUGUGCUCCCAGCCCUCUCCCUGCCGCCAUCCAGCUCCUCCCCGCAGCACUCACCGCCCAGCAUCCAGCAGCCGGCACACAUUAACCAGCGCUCUCCAGAGACGGGGCCGCGCCGGGACUGCUCCCGCUCCACGCCUGCGGCAUUCUGCACACGCCGGGGCAGCAGCUUCCCUCCAGCCUGCCACAGCCACAGCCUCAGCUCUGCUCAGACCACAUGGCCACUGCGGGACAAGUUAUCAGGUGCAGGGCUGCUGUUGCCUGGGCCCUGGGCAAACCACUCUCUGUUGAGGAGGUGGAAGUUGCACCCCCAAAGGCAGGGGAAGUUCGGAUCAAGAUUGUGGCCACAGGCAUCUGUCACACAGAUUAUCACAUUUUGAAAGGUUCCUUGCCUAAUGUGGAAUUCCCAGUUAUCCCUGGCCAUGAAGGAGCUGGGAUUGUGGAAAGCAUUGGAGAAGGAGUGACCUCUGUGAAACCAGGAGACAAAGUGAUUCCCCUUUGCAUCCCUCAGUGUGGGGAAUGCAGCUUCUGCCGGAAUCCUGAAUCCAACUUCUGCCAGAAGUCCCAUUUCUCUGAACCACAAAACCUCCUGCCAGACAAGACCAGCCGCUUCUCUUGCAGAGGGAAGCAGAUCCACCACUUCCUGUGGAUCAGCACCUUUGCAGAAUACACCGUGGUCCCAGAAUACGCCGUUGCCAAGAUAGAUGCUGCAGCACCUCUGGACAAAGUCUGCUUGUUUGGCUGUGGGUUUUCCACAGGCUAUGGGGCUGCCAUCAACACAGCUAAGGUAAAACCAGGCUCCUCCUGUGCCGUCUUCGGCCUCGGAGGAGUUGGCCUCUCUGUUGUCAUGGGCUGCAAGGCAGCUGGAGCUUCCCGCAUCAUUGCCGUGGACAUCAACAAGGACAAGUUUGCCAAGGCCAAGGAGCUGGGAGCCACCGACUGCAUCAACCCUCGAGACUUCCAGAAGCCCAUCCAGGAGCCUUUCUAUCCUUAUUCAUGCACCUGCUUUCUCCUGUUUCUAGGCUGGAAGAUGAGAGAAUGUAUCCCCAAAUUAGUUUCCAGCUAUUUGGAGAAGAAAUUCAAUUCAGACUUGCUGAUCACGCACACGCUGCCAUUCGCUGAAGUGAAUGAGGGAUUUGAGUUGUUACGUGCAGGAAAAAG